Messenger RNA from Hyposmocoma kahamanoa, 1439 nucleotides. RefSeq names its product cytoplasmic dynein 1 intermediate chain (gene sw). Gene Ontology annotation, molecular function: dynein light chain binding; dynein heavy chain binding. Lineage: Eukaryota; Metazoa; Arthropoda; Insecta; Lepidoptera; Cosmopterigidae. Gene Ontology annotation, cellular component: cytoplasmic dynein complex. The transcript has 12 exons. The record is from RefSeq and is a predicted model, not a curated record. Gene Ontology annotation, biological process: transport along microtubule. The coding region runs from base 156 to 1439 and encodes 427 amino acids.
UUUCUAAUUCAAGUAUUACAUUCCUAAACUCCCGUUAUCCGCAGUAUCGUUUAGCCACGUUUUGAACGUAUAUUUUAGUUGUUGAGUGUGGUGGAAAAUGGUGAAAACCUUAUAAAUAAAGAAUAAUUUGAAGCAGUUAGUCACUAUCAGCAACCAUGUCAAGUAUGUCAGAUCGCAAGGCGGAGCUAGAGCGGAAGAAAGCCAAGCUCCAAGCUUUACGUGAAGACAAAGACCGUCGGCGUCGCGAGAAGGAGCAGAAAGAUGCUGAAGAAGCACUUCAAAGAGCCUCGGCAGCAUCCAGCAUAGACAGCCGACGAGACCUUGACGAGAUCCUAUCGUCACUCGGCGUAGCACCUGUCAAGGAUGUUUUAUCAUCGCUGUCUCUCACGCCACCGCAAACUGCUUCGCCAGAUACUAGUUUACCGCAUACCGAUAAAUCCAGUUUACCUUCUCAAGGAUCUGGCAAGAAAGCAACACCGCAACUGCAAGUAAUCACAGUGCAGUCAACGGACAUUCCUCCGAAGGAGAAUGUCGUGUACACCAAACAGACCCAGACCAGUACGUCUGGUGGUGUUAAUGAGCUGAGAGAUGGAUACAUGGAGGACUGGUGGCGGCCCCGCAAAGCACACGCAACCGAUUACUACGAUGAAUACAAUCUAAAUCCGGGUUUAGAGUGGGAGGACGAGUUUACAGGCGAUGAGGAGGAUGCGGCGUUCCAUGGCAAGCUACCACCGGGGAUCCUGCCGCACGGCCUGCCUACCGUCAAGGAGGUGCAGCCUGCUGUCAUUGCUGCGCCGGUCGAGAAGAAGGAAGAAGAGAAAGAGAAGGUCCGCGAGCUUAGCGCCGACGAGAAGCAGACCAUCAUGCUAUCAGCGCAGUUCCAGAGCUUCGUGAGCCGCGCAGGACGCAUCAUCGAGCGGGCGCUAGCAGAAUCUGUCGACAUCUACACGGAUUACACUGGUGGCGGUGAUAGCGAGAAUGCCACAGACGACAAAUCGGACGCUCGUUUGUCCCUGGUCCGCACAUUCUACGACGAGCGCUGGUCCCGUGGCCGCUGCGUCACCUGUCUGGAUUGGUCUUCAGCCCACCCUGAACUCCUCCUGGCUUCGUACCACAACAGCGAUGAUGCUCCUCACGAUCCCGACGGAGUCUGCCUCGUGUGGAACACCAAGUUCAAGAAGACCACUCCAGAGGAUAUUUUCCAUUGUCAAUCGCCGGUUAUGAGUGCUACUUUUGCUAGGUUCCACCCGAACCUGAUCCUGGGCGGGACGUACUCCGGCCAAAUCGUGCUGUGGGACAAUCGCGUGCAGAAACGAACGCCUAUACAGCGGACUCCGUUGUCUUCUCUCGCUCACACGGUACCUUUGACUGCCAUCUACUCAUACAUUUACAAAACCUUCGGUUUCCCCAAAGAGGUACCCGAAACGCAGCCAAUGUAG